Trachymyrmex septentrionalis is the source of this 4900-nucleotide messenger RNA. RefSeq lists its product as uncharacterized. Gene Ontology annotation, cellular component: cell surface; postsynaptic membrane; synapse. Gene Ontology annotation, biological process: modulation of chemical synaptic transmission; chemical synaptic transmission; synaptic vesicle endocytosis. Bases 81 to 4718 code for a protein of 1545 amino acids. The record is from RefSeq and is a predicted model, not a curated record. Gene Ontology annotation, molecular function: signaling receptor activity; neurexin family protein binding. The transcript has 14 exons. Lineage: Eukaryota; Metazoa; Arthropoda; Insecta; Hymenoptera; Formicidae.
GAGUCUGAGCUUCGUUGAAUCGUUUUUUCACGCGAUCUUAUUUCGUUAUGUUAUAAAGUGGGCAUUAAUUAAUAUUGGGAAUGUCGUAUAAAGUAUCGCGCGAUUGUUGUAUUCUAAUUAUCAGUGCGCGAUCGUGUUUUCGCGAGUGCUUUAGUGCAACAAGGAAGCUGCCAAGGAGACAUCAGGAAGGUAGAGGAGGCCUGGGAGACAUCAGGCAAUGGCGGGGGAGCAACUACAGCAUUGAACUUUGUGUUGCGAAAUCAACGAACGCGAGGCAGAUGUCCAAGAUGUUGCGAAUAGAAUUAGUGGGCCUUCUAUUGUUGGCCUGCACGCAAAUUCUUACGGAGCACCGCGAUCAUCGUGAAUCACGGGAUCAAUAUGGCUACCAUCAGCGGUUUCAUGACCUUCAGGAAAGAAUAACGAGGGAAGUUCGGGUCAAAGAAGGCCGAUUACGUGGCAUGGUGAUACAACCCAGAACUAAUUACAAUUUGCAGCUGGUUGACGUCUUUCUUGGAGUCCCUUACGCGGAGCCUCCCGUGGGAUCCUUCAGAUUUUCUCCGCCACGCUCACCACAACCGUGGAGAGGAGUGAGACAGUCGCAGGAAUUCGCUCCAGUUUGCCCGCAAGUCUUGCCAAAUCUUCGAGAGGAAGUAAAGCCAGGCAGGUACGAGUACCUGGAGAGACACUUGCCGUACUUGAGGAACCAGAGCGAGGACUGUCUGUAUCUCAACAUCUAUGCUCCUCAUCAGGCUGAAGGUCAGAAAAAUCUGAGAAAGUAUCCGGUUAUGAUGUUCAUCCACGGUGAAAGCUUUGAGUGGAACAGUGGUAAUCCUUAUGAUGGCACUAUAUUGGCGGCUUACGGCAACAUUGUUUUUGUUACAAUUAAUUUUCGACUUGGUAUCCUAGGUUUCCUGAGACCUGGAAUUAGAGACGAUACAGCAAGCAAUUUUGGACUGUUAGAUCAAAUAGCGGCAUUACUUUGGCUAAGGGAAAACAUUGCGGAGUUUGGCGGCGACCCUAAUAGCGUUACUUUGGUCGGCCACGGAACUGGAGCUAUCUUUGCUAAUCUACUUCUAAUCAGUCCAGUUGCCAACAAAAAAGGAUUGUUCAAACGGGCUAUUCUGAUGUCAGGGUCGGCAAUGAGCGCGGACGCCAUCGGCAAGGCGCCAUUGCAAAUUACCAAGCAGGUGGCGCACGCUCUCAACUGUCCCACCACCAGCGACAGCGAACUGGCGCUCUGCUUGCGCAACCAGGACGUAGACAGGCUGCUACACGUGAAAAUCCACAAGCCGAAAUACGUGCCGGCCUACGCGCCGUUGAUCGACCGGGCCGUCAUCCCUGACAAGCCGCUCAAUUUAAUGGAGAACGCCCAGCUCUUCGGCAGAUUUGAUCUGAUGUACGGUGUAACAGAAUCCGAGAAAUUCCACAUCCUGCCACCAGUUGCUUUGUUACACGGCGUGCUUGAUGGACAACGGGAUGAAAUUCUGCGAGACCAUGCCAAAGCGACGCACGAACUGGAGCCAGAGUUGAUCCUGUCGAAAGUGCUGGAACAAUAUGGCGACUUCUCGAAUGGAUUCACGAAAGAGUACGCCACGAAGAAUCGAGACAUGGUGCUGGAGGCACUCUCCGAUAGCGGCACCGUGGCGCCGUUAAUAAUGACUGCCAAUUUGCAUUCAAGGGCGUACCCGAAGAGCUACAUGUACGUCUUCUCGCAUCCGAAAGCUAUGCAAGACUACUCUGGCCAACACCGUCAACAUACAGUGCAUGGAGAAGAGUUGCCCUACAUACUGGGUGUCCCAUUAGACAACAGCAAGUAUAACUUACGAAGUCGAUAUGACAUCAGAGAAUCGUUGUUUUCAGAAGCUAUCAUGAAUUGGUGGUGCAGCUUUGCCUACAUCGGGAAUCCGAACGUCGCAAAACGAUAUCCCUACCUGACUAACGUGUUCAAGGAAUGGGGUCAAUACGAUAUCGAGUGGCCAGAAUAUGAUCCUGUCAAUCAAACGUAUUUCAAUCUAACCAUACCGCCUAACAUAGGUGCGCACUAUCGUUCGACGGAGAUGCAGUUCUGGAAUGAGGACCUGCCCAAUCUGCUCAGGCACCCGAAUAAAGAUAUUUCGGGCCCGACACGACCGAGAGGACCGCGACCACAGAUUCUUGACUUUGCCGAUGGGAUUGGCAAAUAUGCCAACAAUACUGCCAACCGGAAGUACGAAAGCUACGAUACUAGGUAUACAUCUCCGUCUAGCAUCACGGAUUCUAGUACGGAGAAGACGCCAUUUUCAACUUUGGUUACAACGGACGGGAGCGAGAGUUCGACAAUAGAGCCGAGCACGUUAAAGACCUCGUCGGCUAUGAUGAUGGUGAUUGUUUUCUUCGUAGUGUUUAUACUGAUAAACUUCACAGCCUUUCUACUCAUCUAUUAUAAGAAGCAGACUAUGAAGGGAAAGGAGAAAUCGUUGAAGAGACGAGGCAGCGAGAAGAAAAACGACUCUGUCAAGAGGUCGAAGACUGAUAAACACGAGAACCAUUACGGGCAGAUAGGCUACAAAAGCGACAGCAAGCCAGAUUUGAACGAUGUGAUAAAGAACGACAAGGCAUACGACAACAACUCCAACUUUGGACGCAGAUCGAAACUAUCCAGGCAGAAUUCCAGCUCCACCAUUGACACUCAUAUCAAGGUUAGAGAAUGGAUUCAGCAGGAAAUUGUGCACAGAUGUUCGCCGAGGUUUUUACGUAAAACGCGGGAAACGUUACAGAAAGAGCAUCAGGAGAAACUGACUAAGCAGCAGGAGGAAGAGAAGCAACGUUUAGAGGAAGAAGUGUUGAAGGAGAGGAAAGACGAACCGAUUUACGACGAGAGCCCGGCGUUGGUUGUGCGCCCUGGAAAAAAAUUGAAAUUGCCCAAAAUUUCUGUGGCUAUUGACGCUACGCCAGCGACCAGAACGGAAUCGAUUUUGAAUCAAGUGCCGAUCGAGUUAACAAAGAGUAUCGAAUUAGCUAAUGAACCAAGUCCACAGCAGCUGAUGACUCCUGAAGUGGUCGUCAUAGAGCAUCAUCAUUCUAGGAGCGAUCCUUUGCCGAUGGAGAACGUUUUAAAGACAAUGAAACCGAAUUUCUCCACUCCCAGGAUCUACGAGUCGGAUUCCGGAAGCGCGAGCAGUCUCUACGCCAAGAUCAACCCUAAACUGAAGUCUCGUUUGCCUCGUCCUGGUCCGGGGACAAAUAUCGAAGUGCCCUUACCUGAACAAUCGAAAUACGACGAUCCUCACGACGAAGAGAUCUACAUAAAAACUGGACCAGUCUUAACGACUUUUGGUACAAGCGACGUGAAUGUCACGUGUCGGGAACCGACUAUGGAAAGAGAAUGCAUCAGUCCUGAGGAGGCCUUGAAGACAAUAAAACGUCGAAAUUAUCCCAAAGUACUGCCAGAUAUCGAGAAGAGACGAUCACUUCCGGCGCCCAGUAGUCUCUUUGUACCGAAACAGUACGCAAAUUCGUUACAAGACUAUAAGAGUGGUAAUCGCGUGAACUUAUUUUCGAAUCUACCACCGUUACCACCUCCGAGAAUAUUUGGAGCCUCCAAAAGCCUAGAAAAAAAUGAUUUCUUCGCAGAAGAAAACGAAAGUCAAGUCGAAGGUGAGCCGAUGACAACAAAUCUGCAUGUGGGUCCGUUACUAAAAAGGCCAGACACCGGCAGAAAUAACUCCGAUCCUAACAUUAUCGAUUCUUUGGAAGGAAAUAGAAACGUCCAGGCUAGCGGAAGUGUGGAUGCUAUUUACGCUAACCCAAAGUGCCCGCUUCACGGGAGUCAAUAUCCCUUUUCACCGACCUCGCAGAGUGUUGAUGGCGAUCUCGGCAAGUCUUCCGGGCUUUUGGACGUGGGCAACCCGAAUUGGUACAAACCAUGCGAAUCGUCAGGCAUAAUGACGUCGACCACAUCGGAACCGCAAAUCGUGAUCAGCAAGGACGAGAGAAAUGCUGUUGGCGCUGUGUUGCCCACGGUAGAACCAAAGAUUGUGAUCACGCCAAGAGUAGUUAAUCAAUGUCCAGUCAAUCGACAACCAAGUCCAAUAGCGCGUUCUAAGGAUAAGAUCGAGCACGAACUAAAGACAAUUGAUUCAGCGCGAAACGGAGGAUCAUUGGAAAGUUCGAAUAUUUCUGGUGGUCCGAUGAUUUCGAGAGAGACGGAAAAGAGGGAGCCACGAAUAAUCAUCACGGCACGGGAACCGAAGAAUUGUGCCCCGGUGGGUAGUCUAAAACAACCGAAGAUCAUCAUAAAGCCAACAGCGACUCUACCGAGGAACAGGGAUCAGAGGAAUAUACCGAAGGUGUCAGCCAUACCGUCGCCAGAACAGCAGAAUUGUCAGAACAGCGAGCGAGAUAGGGCUCUGGAACAAAGGGAAAAGCCGUCCCUGAGGGAGAAGCCAAAGGUUACGAGGAUUCCGUCGUUUUCACGCAGGAGGGAAGAGCCUGGUAUUGAAAAGCCGUCGUACAUAGAGAAGACAGAAAUCGCGCCGACAGUAGUGGAGGCGCCUGCCAGUAAAAUCACUAACGCGCCAUCGACAUUCGACGCCAAGUCAGGCAUACCGACGCCAACGACAACGAUGAUGCCGAAGAGCGAGAAGACCUCCAGCACGGACUCGUCGUCCGCCAGCAACGGGAAUUCCAGUAAUUCGAAUACCGGUACGAUCAAACGGAAGCCAGCGAACAAGAAAUAAUUGGCGGGAGCCAAUUCGAGAGCCACGUGUUAUAUCCCGUUCUAUUUCGCAAACGCGUAGAUGGAAUGCAGAUGGGUCUCUACCAUUCCGACCAAGUGUCGAUGCAGUCCUGUUGGCGCCCAACUCUCUUCUACGAAACAUUCGCAAGUGUGCGUGCAUAUUUGCAUAUAAUGAAAUUAACA